Dipodomys spectabilis (banner-tailed kangaroo rat) is the source of this 2948-nucleotide messenger RNA. It is a transcript of the gene Unc45b, whose product is annotated as unc-45 myosin chaperone B. Gene Ontology annotation, molecular function: Hsp90 protein binding. The transcript is spliced from 19 exons. The record is from RefSeq and is a predicted model, not a curated record. NCBI's taxonomy places the organism in Eukaryota, Metazoa, Chordata, Mammalia, Rodentia, Heteromyidae. Bases 1 to 2790 code for a protein of 929 amino acids.
AUGGCAGAGGCAGAGGCAGCAAAGCUGAAGGAGGAGGGCAACCGGCAUUUCCAGCGUCAGGACUACAAGGCAGCCACCAAAAGCUACAGUCAGGCCCUGAAGCUGACCAAGGACAAGACCCUGCUGGCCACUCUCUACCGGAACCGGGCGGCCUGUGGCUUGAAGACGGAGAGCUAUGUCCAGGCAGCUUCCGAUGCCUCCAGAGCCAUUGAUAUGGACUCGGCAGAUAUCAAGGCUCUAUACCGGAGGUGCCAGGCGCUUGAGCACUUGGGGAAGUUGGAUCAGGCCUUCAAGGAUGUGCAGCGCUGUGCUACCCUCGAACCUCGAAACCCAAACUUCCAGGAAACAUUGAGGAGACUCAACACCAGCAUCCAGGAGAAGCUCCAUGUGCAGUUCUCCACAGACUCAAGGGUACAGAAUAUGUUUGAGAUCCUCCUGGACCAAAACAGCGAAGCUGAUAAGCGGGAAAAGGCUGCCAACAACCUCAUUGUCCUAGGCCGAGAGGAAGCUGGAGCUGAGAGAAUCUUCCAGACCAAUGGAGUGGCCCUGCUGCUGCAGCUUCUGGAUACUCAGAGGCCCGAGCUGGUGCUGGCUGCAGUGCGCACCCUGUCAGGCAUGUGCAGUGGCCACCGAGCUCGGGCCACAGUGAUUCUGCAUGCAGUCCGAAUAGACCGAAUCUGCAGCCUCAUGGCAGUGGAGGAUGAGGAGAUGUCUCUGGCUGUCUGCAACCUGCUGCAGUCCAUCAUCGAUUCCCUGUCUGGGGAAGACAAGCGGGAGCAUCGGGGGAAGGAGGAGGCCCUGGUUCUAGACACCAAGAAGGACCUGAAGCAGAUUACCAACCACCUGCUCGACAUGCUGGUUAGUAAGAAAGUGUCUGGCCAGGGCAGGGACCAGGCGCUCAACUUGCUCAAUAAGAAUGUCCCCAGGAAGGACCUGGCCAUCCAUGACAACUCACGCACCAUCUACGUGGUGGAUAAUGGCCUGAGAAAGAUCCUAAAGGUGUUGGGGCAGGUUCCUGACCUGCCUUCCUGCCUACCCUUGACGGACAACACCCGCAUGCUGGCUUCCAUCCUCAUCAACAAGCUCUACGAUGACCUGCGCUGUGACCCUGAGCGUGAUCAUUUCCGCAAGAUCUGUGAGGAGUAUAUCACGGGCACAUUUGACCCACAGAACAUGGACAAGAAUGUGAAUGCCAUCCAGACGGUGUCGGGGAUCCUGCAGGGGCCCUUUGACCUUGGCAAUCAGCUGCUGGGAAUGAAAGGUGUGAUGGAGAUGAUGGUGGCGCUGUGCGGCUCAGAGCGUGAAGCAGACCAGCUGGUGGCUGUGGAGGCACUCAUCCAUGCCUCCACCAAGCUCAGCCGGGCCACCUUCAUCAUCACCAAUGGGGUGACCUUACUCAAAGAAAUCUACAAGACCACCAAGAAUGAGAAGAUCAAGAUCCGCACGCUGGUGGGACUCUGUAAGCUUGGCUCUGCCGGCGGCACUGACUAUGGUCUCAGACAGUUUGCUGAAGGGUCCACCGAGAAGCUGGCCAAGCAGUGUCGAAAAUGGCUGUGCAAUUCUACCAUAGACACUCGGACCCGACGCUGGGCUGUGGAGGGCCUAGCCUACCUCACACUGGAUGCUGAUGUGAAGGAUGACUUUGUUCAGGACAUCCCUGCUCUGCAGGCCAUGUUCGAGCUGGCCAAGACCAGCGAUAAGACCAUCUUGUACUCAGUGGCCACCACCCUGGUGAACUGCACCAACAGCUAUGAUGUCAAGGAGCUCAUCCCAGAGCUGGUACAACUUGCCAAGUUCUCCAAGCAGCAUGUGCCUGAGGAGCACCCAAAGGACAAGAAGGAUUUUGUCGACAUACGGGUAAAGCGGCUCCUGAAGGCGGGCGUCAUCUCAGCGCUAGCCUGCAUGGUGAAAGCCGACAGUGCUAUCCUUACCGACCAGACCAAGGAACUACUGGCCAGGGUGUUCUUGGCACUGUGUGAGAACUCAAAGGACCGAGGCACCAUUGUGGCUCAAGGUGGUGGCAAGGCACUGAUCCCUCUGGCUCUGGAGGGCACAGACGUGGGCAAGGUGAAGGCAGCCCAUGCUCUGGCCAAGAUCGCUGCUGUCUCCAAUCCGGACAUCGCCUUUCCCGGGGAGCGGGUGUAUGAAGUAGUACGGCCCCUGGUGAGUCUCCUAGACACCAAAAGGGAUGGGCUUCAGAACUAUGAGGCUCUCCUUGGUCUCACCAACCUGUCUGGACGGAGUGAAAAACUCAGGCAGAAGAUCUUCAAGGAAAAAGCCUUGCCGGACAUCGAGAACUACAUGUUUGAGAAUCAUGACCAGCUGCGGCAGGCGGCCACUGAGUGCAUGUGCAACAUGGUGGUCAAUAAGGAGGUACAAGAGAGGUUCCUGGCUGAUGGGAAUGACAGGCUGAAGCUGGUGGUGCUGCUCUGCGGGGAGGAUGAUGACAAGGUGCAGAACGCAGCUGCUGGGGCCCUGGCCAUGCUGACAGCAGCCCACAAGAAACUGUGUCUCAAGAUGACCCAGGUGACAUCACAGUGGUUGGAGAUUCUGCAGCGACUCUGCCUGCAUGACAAGCUGUCUGUGCAGCACCGGGGCCUGGUCAUUGCCUACAACCUGUUGGCAGCUGAUGCUGAGCUGGCCAAGAAGCUGGUGGAGAGUGAGCUACUAGAGAUCUUGACCGUGGUGGGCAAACAGGAGCCUGAUGAGAAGAGGGCAACAGUGGUUCAGAUAGCCCGGGAAUGUCUCAUCAAGUGCAUGGAUUAUGGCUUCAUUAAGCCAGUGUCAUAGUUAGGAGUCCACAGAGAUGUUGGGGCGGGUCCUGUACUGUGUAGACUCCUGAGCUGGGAAGUUCCUGGAGUGUGAGUUCAUCUAUAAGGAAUCAUAGCAAUGGCAAUGAAGUCUUAAUAGAAAGGAAGGACUUGAUUGUCCCUUGAAUUGUGAAUCUU